GGCUGGAUCUGAACCCGUGGUUGCUCUGGUUACCUUGAAGGAGGGGGAAAAGACGUCUUGUUAGUUUCGGCUCCCUGAGCAACGGCGGGGAACGCUGGGCCCCUGGUGAGCUUCUCUGCGUCUCCUGGUGACACUUGCCAGAUUGAUAGCCUGCAGAAGAUCUUUAAAGUUACACUGAGAGCUUCAAGUUGUCCACCCCAGCUGAGAGCUUCAGAGGCAUCCAUCUUAUUGAAUUGGCAGCAUAUGGGUAGACCAUGCAACUUUAGAACUCAUCUGAGCCCAUUGUUCUGGGUUUCUGUUUAUUCUGUCUCUCUCCUUCGGAUGGAAAUAUUGAAUGAAUCCUCCAUGUGACCUGCUUUCUCGAGUCUUGUCCUCCGGGUCUUUGCAGAAAUUGAUGAAAAGGCACAAGUGAAUUAUCUUGCCUAUCUUUUUGUACUGAGGAAAUUAUUCCACUCCACUUCACUGCUUUAGCUUCCCUCUUGGGAAUGCAGGAAUGGCCAGAAGAGGAAGCAAUGGCUUCAGAGGGCAGCAACACAAAGAGAAGGAGUCAGAAGAAGAUGCUGAACUCGAGGGGAGAAGAUAUGGAGCCACCCAGAUAGGAGAAGGCAACCUUGCGGGGAAUUUGGGUUGCUGGAACUUGUCUUCUUCGCAGGAGAUUCUGGAAGACGACGAACUUUUGGGGGAAUUGAAGGACUAUCAACACCUUUUGCAAGAAGAUGAGCACGGUUUUGAUCUCAGCGAACUUCAGGAUCUCGAAUGUGCAGGAGAUGUCAAUGCCGCAAGUCCCCUGCCUGAGGAUGAAGGAAGUCCCAAGGAUCUUGGCCUGAGGUCUUACUGGCAGCCAGAUAAGAUGCAUGAAGAAGGCAGCACUGAGCGACCGGAGAAGCCGAGAGGGACGUGGGGCAUCGGCAGCCAGGAGGAUGUUUAUCCUGAGCUUUCCUUCGAGGGUCAGUUUGGUUCGGACUUCAGCCCCAGUCCUGAGGCCCUACAAGACCCUCUGGCUUUAUAUAAAUGCAGCUUUGUCUCAGAUAAUGUGGAUGACGAGCUGUCUGAGAGCUCCAAUUUCAGCCCUUCACCCUGUGGUCCUCCUCCAACGUGCGCCCAACUGGAAAUUGAACCUCGGAGCCUGGGUGGGGAUGGUCUGGACUUCCCUGAAGAUCGAAAGCUCUCCUUGGAGUCAGGGAGAAGCCUGGAAAGCCACAGGCUCAGUUCUCUAGCAAGUUCCUUGCAGUACAGUCAGAGGCUCUUGGAUUUUCAGUCCCUAGAAGAUCUUCAGAAUUCUCCCAGCAUGGAUGCUGAGGCUUUUCCAGAACUAUCAUGGAUGGAGAACACAGGACAACCUCUUGAGAAAGAACCUCCAGCUGAGACAGUGCAAAUCACCCAGCAGCAUGCUUCGAAUGCCAGUAAGACUGAGGAAAGACUUUUGGAUUCAAGAAAGGUAACACAGACACCCCGUGCCCAGAGGCGAGUUGGUUGCCGGCUGGAGGAGCGAACACAGAAGCUGAAAGCAGAUGUGCCCCGUGGGCUAUUGCCUAAAGGCACAAGGCAAUCCAGGUCUUUGAGCCCUCAGCGAAGUACCAGCCAGAAAAAGUCUGGGCAUCUUGCUCUAAAAGAGCCAAACCGGGAAAGUCACUCAACCCCUGGUGCAAGAGACAUCACGCAAUAUGGCCGAGGGCAACUCAACUACCCGCUACCAGAUCUGUCCAAAGUGGAGCCUCGGGUCAAGUUCCCCAAAGAUCCCCAAAGCUACCAUCCACCCCCAGGAAAGAUGUCCCCUGCCAGUAGCAAGAAGGUUAGGAAGCCCGUGAUCUUCAAGUCUCCUGCCGAGAUUGUCCGAGAAGUGUUGCUGAGCAGCGGAGAAGGAUCCCCCCAGAAAUGCCCUGCUCCCACAGUCUCCGUUAUUCCUGAGGAACUGAAAUCCCCCAGACAGGCCACGGAGCUGGUGCAUCAGCUUCAGGAAGACUAUCACAAGCUGCUAACCAAGUAUGCGGAAGCUGAGAAUACCAUUGACCGGCUGCGGCUGAGCGCCAAGGUGCGCCUGUAUAGCGAUCCUCCAAAGCCCAGCCAGGCAGUUGAAACGGGGAGACUAUCAGAGGCGUCCAAAGUCGUAACCUUCAGCAUCCCUCAGAUCAGGACUGCUGAGAUCGCAAGCAAGUCCAACAGAGACGCAUCCAAGGGUGCUCAGGGUGAAGGAUUUCCCGGACAGCUGGGGCAACCCUCAUCCUUGAGCGAUUCCACGGGCACGGCUGCUUCCAGAACAAAUAGUCCCAUCUCCACCAAAACGCCUUUCUUGGGUGAUCAUCUCACGCAAUUGUUAGCCGCCCAGGCCGGUAAAUUUCAGACGCAGAUGGAGUUCUUGGAGGAGUUAAUUCAAAUGGAUAGACUGGAGGCCCUGGACCAGCUAAAGGGGUUUGCAAGACUUAAGGAGGCUCAGCAAGCUCUGGAACGAGCUUACCUACAGGCUCGAAACAAGUAUCAGCAGCUGCAGAAUCAGAAGGAACCUGUGGAGACACUAGGAGAAUUUGAUCCCAAUCGAUCAGUGGAAGGCAACAUCUUCCAUCUGGGGAUGCGUUUGGAGGCACUGAAAGAGCGAAUCGAGCAGUCUGCGUUGAAUGAAUGGGUUGCACCAGACAGUUCCCCACUGGUGGUCCCAUCACAUCCCUGCUUUCCAGCCCAGCUUUCUGAGGAACAAGUGGGAUCCCCAACACCAUCCCUCCAGGCCCCAGUCCCAGCUGUCUGCAUGCCAUACCCCGAGGCUUCAACCCCCAAGAGAAGCUUUGCUCAAGUCCAGCUGGAGGGGGACUUCAGUUCCAUCAGUGAUGGGACUGCUGAAGAAGAGGGAGAUUUCCUGGAGCUCCCCCAACCUUGCAAGCACCAAGAGGAGGAGAACUUUGAUCACCUCCUGGACCAGUGCAGCAGCUUCAAAUCUUUGCCAGAGGCCUUGAGUCACAAACACAAUGCUUCCUCAGAGGAACUGGGCAGUGCAGCCACAGCUGCUGCUGGGACAAAGGCUGGGUCCUUACAGAAGUCAUCUGCAGCUAAUAAGAAAACUCCCACCACCUCCAAGGAACUUCAACAGGAUGUGGUGCCUGAGGUCCCAGUGAGAAAGGUCCAGCAGCCAGCAAGCCAGAUCAGACAUGUGUCCUCCAUCCAAGCAGAAGCAGCUCUUCAUGAAUCUCCAGAAAGUAACAGCCCUAUGGUUGUUGGUCCCAGGAUGUCUUCUAGAAGGCAGCAAGCACCAUUUUCCUCUCAUAGCAGCACAGCUAGUGUGGUGGGAAGCAUGGCCUCAGAAUCUGCACCUCCAAACAUUUCCCAGAAGAUGAACACAACAUUCUGUGAGGAUCUGCGCAUUCUCUCUCCAGAGACAGACAGUGGUUUUGUGGGAUCAGAAACCAGCAGGGCAUCUCCUCUGGCACAGAUGGCUAAGCACCAGUCAUCCAAGAGGAGGUCCCAUAGCAUCCAGAGACCAUCACCUAUACUUGAUUCACCUCCCUGCUCACCAUCCUCAAACAAAGUACCAGCUGCAAUGACGUGGUUGAGACCAGACAAAUCACUGGGGCAAGUAAGGCCCCAGGGUGAGAGAAGCCAACACACCUCAGCUAAAAGAAACCCCUUCCAGCAGAACUCUCCCUGCAGGUGGACAAAUGAGAUGGAGCCAGACAGCAAUGAGAACUCUCCCACUGACUCUGAGACAGAAACUCCCCAUGGGAGAAAUGCCCCCAGUUCCUGCCCAACUUCUCUGAACCUGGCCCAGACUCACCACAACUUUCUUGAUUCCCGCUUGGAACGAGACCAAGCCAUUGCAGCUUUGCAGCACGAAGUCUCCCAGUUGCGGCAAAGUCUAGAAGAGACGCUCCAUCGACACUCCUCUUCUCCCCACCUAUCUAGAGUCCAGGCCAGUGCUCGCCUUUCUCCAAGUGUCACUCCAGCAGGAACCUCAGGGAAAAGCAUGGUGGAACCUGACCAAUCAUUUCUGGCCACAGAACCAAAAGGGAGGACACAGAAACCAUCUUUGGCUGAGGACAGAUCCCAGCUGGAUUUCAAUCCUUCAGGGUCAGAUGAUGCACCAUCAAAAUCGCGGAACAGAAGACACCAUGCAGCUUCCAAGCCAAAACCCUCAAAACAGUCUACUGUCCGGGGCUCUUACACAGGGACAUGGUAUCCCACUUCAACUCCUGAGUCUCAAGAGCCAAAGACCCUCCAAGUCUCUGCUCUCUGUCUCCGUUGCCGAAAUGUCAAAAUGCAGCAUGGAGAAGCCGCUGCAAGUCACGCGGAUGACACAGAAACCAAAGGCCAUCAUUCCCCAAGGGAUGGAUCCAGACCUCCUAAGCAAAGCGCAGCUGAGGAACGGUUAUGUCAUUCAUGUAAGGAUUCUGCAAACUCCAGAAGCAAAGACACAGCCGGGGCGGGAGAUCGCAAAGAGAAUGCUCCAGACGAACGCCCUACAACACAACCAAAAGUUAACCAGCAACCAAAACAGACAGGCCUCUGGUACUUGGCGGUGCCAUCUGCAGCUACCUCUGUCAAUUACAUCCCUGCUAUUCCCUUGGCACCGUACCCUCUCUCUUCUGUAAUCUAUUCUCCUCCACUCGGCACUACCUCAAUCUGCUCCUCCAUAGCUCUUCCUGGUUACGAUUUUGGCAGGCAGCAGGCCACGCAGUGGGAAGCAUCGCGGCAGCAUCCCCGAGAUCCUCAGUGCUGCCCCAGGACCUUCAGCUGUACCAGUUUGGAGGACUUGAGCUGGCCUUUAAGCCGUGCUGUGGAAGCAGCCAGAGACAUGAAGUUCACCACCCAACAGAUGAGCAAGUCUCUGAGUUGGGCCCUAAGGAAAGCGCGGAGUCCGAGAGCAUCUCGCCUCUUCUGAUGAGAUUGGACCAAGAGGGUAGAAACCCACUUCCUGGAUUUAGUUGAACUGGGAACAAUAAAGUUGCCCAACAUCUGGGCAUUGGAACCUGCACAGAAUGUUUCUCGUGUUUCAUAUGCCAAAGAAAAAUGCUGUAACCCCUUACUUAAGAGGGGGAAAUAGCAUAUCCCCAGUGUUGGGGAAGUAGUGUUUUGCUCCCUUCCCUGGGCAACUGGGAUGACUUCUGCUUUUUGAAAGCCACCUUUCUCCUGACUUUGGCUUCUUCUCAGGGAUGAUGAUGAUGAUGAUAAUGGGCAGCUCUGGCACAAGAGGCAAUGUUGCCUCGUGCAAGAAAGAUGAAGAAAGGAAAAACCGAGAUGCCUGCAUUGUUCAAGUAUAUUUUGGGGAAGGUUUACAUUUUAACUUUGGCCAAAGGCCUUUGAUCUCUUGUGCCUUUUUCCAGCAUGGGGUGUACCCCCAGUGGAGUUUAUCCAUUCGUGAUUUCACCUUAAGUCCUACAACUUUUCAGUUGGCACAUCAGCAGAAGGUGGGCUGUGACAGCUGUUCUUCCGUCAAGAAAUGGGUGUACUUAAGCAAGCUAAUUUAUCACUUUUCUAAGAAAUCCAGUGGACGUGAUGGUUCAUCUCACAGAUACCAAGGCACUGUUGCUAUUCUUGCUGUAGAAGUCAUCUGCCUUCUCUCCCAAGCAGGUGACCUUCCUUCAUGCAGCGAAAGCCAUCUUCUCCAUGCUGUGAAUCGAUACCUGCUGCUGUCUAUUUAGCGGCACCCGACAUGACAUCAAUACACCGAAGGUUCCCUAUUAGAACUUCCUCUAGGUACCCAAAGAGCGGAAAGCUUAACGCAGCACAAUUCACUUUACUUUUAGAAUACAUGUGUGAUAAUGUAUGUUGUGGGUGAAUCGCUCAAAAUGCGAGCUGAAUCGUUGAUUCAAUGCGGACAAAGGUGUGGUUCAAUGUGUGAACGCACCUCAAAGGGAUUGGAAAGCAAAGCUGAAUUUGCUAAGACCUGUGUGCAUUUGGGAUAAGCCAUUCCUUCGUUUGUGUCUGUGCCUGUUCUGAGAGAAAGACGAAAUGGCUGUGUAAAGAUGGUACUUGCAAUCGGAAUGUAUAUAUGCCUGUUAAAAACUUGUUGCUCCGACUGAGAGCCCUGACUGACCAUGUUUAAAACUGAUCUUUAAUCAUUUAAGGAAUGUUUCCCCAAUACAAAGAGUACUCUUGCUUUGUUUUUAUAUUUCUGCUCUGAUACGGAGUCCUCUGCCUGUUUUGGACUACAGCUCCCACGGCUAGGUUGACUCUGCCGUAUGGGGACUGUACUACAGGAGGGUCUGGUGGGAAGCAGUAGGCCGCGUCCUAUAGUCCCAACUGGGAACCUAUUCUUUGGAUCUCAGGCACAAUUAAUUUAUGAGGAAAUCAAUAUGGAAACUACCAUCUGGGCCCAGCUGUUUUGUGUCUUUGCUCAAACAUGGGUUCCCUCUGACUGUGCCCUCCAGAUUAAUUUCCAAGCCCUGAAAGUGGCGUUCUUUCUCCAGGUUACAGAAGAACAUUGGUUAAGAGGAGAAGCAACAUUUGUAGAGCAUGUUGAUUUGAAUCAGGGUUAACCUUGUUUAUGGAGGGGUUUUAGUGGUUUACCAUACUAUGUGAGUGCAGCCGUUGGCUAGCUAAGAUGGAAAAACGGACUGCUAAAGAACAAUGCUGGGAGGAAAAUCAGCGGUGGCUUGAUAGGAAUAUUAUUUGGAACCGUUACCGGUUGCCAGUGCUCAAAAUGGGUGAUUGCUUGGAGUCACCCUGUUCCUUAUUAUUUGGCAUGGGGUCCAUCUGUAAAGUAGGUUGUCUCCAGCCAAAAAUCUGUCCCCUCCUAAUUUAGGUCAUAGCCUCCAGCAGUAACAUACCAACUGGAUUCCCAAGCAGUCACACGGUAAUAAGAUUCUAAUAAGAGGAUCAGAGUUGCCACACUGUGUCUUCCUACGUGUUGCCCUCCAGCCAACCCUGCAUCUAUUUUUGAACCCAGCAUUUUAAACCCAGUGCUUAGUCCCUGGUACUGCAGCCAUGGGAGCCACAAAAAUUGGGUCAGGCGUUGCAGGCAGAGUUAAUGAGUUUCCCCUCAUUUUAGAAAGUAACAUUUAAGCUCUGGAGCGCGUAGGAAGUUAGCCUGGCAAGAAUGGUUCUGACCAGGGUUUUCCAAGAUUUUUUCUGCCUACUUUUGAACUUAGCAUCCUAGGUAGGUUAUGUAUGUUAAUUUAGAAGACAGAGAGCAGAAUGUGUUAAUUUAGAAAGCAGACAGGGGAACUGUGAGUUUGAAUGCUGCCUCAGUAAACCAUGGAAGGUUCCGAUUUGCAUGGAAGCAUUUGUAAUGCAAGAGGAAAACAUAUUCCCCUUAUGAGUUGUUCUCUCCUGUUGAAAACAGGGGCAUUCAUUCCCAUUCUCACCCGCUGAAGGUCAUGCGGGUGAAAAAUUCCACUCAGAGCCCACGAAAGCUCUCCAGUUCUAAGAAUGGGGCAUCAGAAAGCUCUCAUUGGCAUCCAUGGACCUUCCCUAAUUGUCAUUUGGAUCCUUUGCGAUUGGAAUGGGGAAAAGGCCAGCGUUGUAGCGUUCUCAUUUUCUUAAACGGUAGCUGUGUUUUUGUUUAGCUGUUAAAUGAACGAUUGGGGCAGUUGUGUUUUUCUGUUAAUAAAUGCCAUGAUGUA
This is a messenger RNA of Python bivittatus (Burmese python), 7547 nucleotides long. The record is from RefSeq and is a predicted model, not a curated record. NCBI's taxonomy places the organism in Eukaryota, Metazoa, Chordata, Lepidosauria, Squamata, Pythonidae.